AUUUGGGGUUACAGGUCUCGCGAAACCGUAAUCUUCUGAGCUUUUUAGUUAUGAUUUUCAUGCGUAGAAAUUGGCGAACAACUUGACAAUCUGACAGUUAAUACACCGUUUAGACUAGAUCCAAGGGUGAUACGAUACAGGAAAUAAAUAUCAAUAAAAUCACAGAGAAAAGGAAGUUACAACAGUCUGCAGAACAGCACAGCUCUAGCCUACUCGAUUGACCCUUACUCAAGUCUCAAGUUACUGCCACUGGCCUUACAUUUACAUCCUACAUGGCCAGAACCGUCACUGCAGCCAGUAGAAGUAACAAUAACAGAAAUCACAAUGGUGAGAUGGAAGAAAAUCAGAUAAAAUUGACAGGUGUCAUCUAUAGUGGAGUUAUAUUUUCUAUUUAUUAUAAAACAACUUAUCCUAAUUUACCAGGUGGUGACUCAGGGGAAUUGAUCAUCUCAGCUAAUGAGUUAGGGGUAGCCCAUCCACCUGGUUAUCCUGUAUUUACACUACUAUCAUAUAUAUUUAUCAAACUUAUACCAUAUGGUAGUAUGGCAUGGAGGGUUAAUACAUUAUCUGUUUGUCUGUCAACGAUCACUUCAUUCUGUUUGUUUAUAACUUUAUCUAGAUUGUGUAAGAAUAUAUCCAGUUGUUUGUUAGGUGGCUCUUUAUUUUGUUUUAUGUCUCUGUCAUGGACAUGGAAUAUUACAUCUGAAGUUUUUAGUCUCAAUAAUUUAUUCGUAUCAGUAUUAGUGUUGUUGUGUGUUUUAUUUCAACAUAAGGAAAAACAACAAAAAAUCCAGAUUUCUUUUAUUGGAGCCUUUAUAAGUGGAUUAUCAUUAUGUAAUCAACAUACUAUAGUUAUCUAUGUAUUAUGUAUAGCCGUUUGGGUUAUUUAUACAUUAUAUAAACAGAAGAUAAUACAUAAAUGGGUGAUCUUUUUAUUAACAUUAUGUUUGUGUUUUUGUUGUGGAUUAAUACCAUAUGUUUAUCUACCACUGUCGGCACAUUUUAAUAUGGCCAGAUGGACCUGGGGAGAUCAGAGAACACUUUCAGGAUUUUUACGGCAUAUUUUAAGAAGAGAAUAUGGAACAUUUGAAUUGUUAAAAGAUCACCAAGGUCUAGGUCUAUUGAAAGGAUUAAGUGCCUAUAACAAUCAUAUAUUAUAUGAAUGGGGUGUUAUUGGACUAGGUGCUAGUUAUCUGUGUAUUAUUUCUGUUAUAAGAAGAUUACGUCAGGGAAAAUAUUGUUUAUGUGUUUUAUAUAUAAUGAUGGUUUCAUACCUCUUGCUUUUUACAUGGUUAGCUAAUUUAGAUAUAAGUAAUCCACUUUUAUUUGGGGUGGUAAAAAGAUUUUGGAUACAAGUAGAUUUAGUAUUGGCAAUAUUAGUAGCUGUUUUAUUUGAUGACCUUGUCAGUGUGGUUAAGCAACAUGGUAUGUGGAAUGGUUAUAUUGAGUUACUUAAAGUUGAUACCAUCAUAGCAGGUUUAAUAACAUAUUCUCUUUUACUGGUGAAUUAUCAACAUUGUGAUCAUAGUAAGAACACGGUGAUUAUUGAUUUUGCUACACGAAUAUUAAACAGCUUGCCAUAUAAUGCAAUAGUUUUAACUAAAGGGGAUUUACCUUCCAAUUCCAUAAGAUAUGCUCAAUUUAUGGAAAAUAUUCGUCCUGAUGUGACAACAUUUGAUCAAGAAGUGUUAACAUAUGAAUGGUCAUUACCUAUGCUCAAACAUCAUUAUCCGGAUAUGAUCUUUCCUGGUGAUCUUUUAUAUACAACAUCUGGUAUACUAGCAGACGGCAGACAAACAUUUAACUUUAAAACAUUAUUAGAUUCUAAUUAUAACAGACCUAUUUAUGCCUGUAUUGGUGUACAAAAUCAUGAUUCCUCGUGGAUAGAAGCCUAUGAAUUAUGGCCGUAUGGUGUGUGUUCAAAGUUUGUUAGAAAGGGUAGUUCUUUGGAUAUAGAAGAGUAUGUAACAGAAACAAAUAGAUUUAUAAUGGAUUGGCCAUAUCCAUAUAACAGAUUUGACAAGACAUCAUGGGAACAUGUAGCAACUCAAGAAAUGUGGGAUGCUAAGAGUUCUGUGGGUUUAUUAUUUUUGGAGAAAGCUGAAGAAUAUGAUGAUGCCAACAUUAAAUUGUUAUUACUCCAGUAUUCUUAUGAUAUCUAUCAUAGAGCAAUGGAUGCAAAUGAGGUGUUUCCUGUUCACUGGCACAAAAAUCUUGCCUUAGUGUGUGAGAAAUUAUCACGAUUAAAUCAACAUUCUCAUAAACAACUUAUCACUGAAAGUAUUCAACAAUUUCAACAUUAUAUCAGAUUAGAUCAAAGUGACAAAGACUUUGAAAGAAUUAUUGAUGCAAUAAAGAGUUUGACGAAAUACUUAGAAACUAUAAGAUAGUAUUGUCACAGAGAGAGAGGUCUGAUAGUUUAAUAUUAAUGAAUUUUUAAAAUGUUUUUUAUAAUAAAUAUAUUUUAAAAAAAAUGUUUUUAUUGUUCACAAGUCCACAAAAAUGCACCCUUUCACCUCACUGCAAGGGCAUGUGUAUCCAAUACUGAGUCAUGAGCCAUCACAUAAUCAUGAGUGCUGUUACACACAGCCCAAUUAUGGCCAAGAAAUUUCCUCAGGAUUUUCACACGGACCUUUUCAGUGGUGCAGGAGGUAGGGCCUGACAAGAAACAGUGUCUAGUGACUCAUUAGGAUGGAAAAAAAAAGAUUCUGUCGCUAUACGUUGUUUAAUAUGUUGAUUAUAACAUCUGAAUAUUCUCCAGUUUGUUUUGACAGGAAGUUUCAAUCCGAUUUUCACAAAAUUUGAACUCAAAUGUAAUUAUGGUGUAACGAUCAUAUAUGAACAUAUUUUUAAAUCAAACAAGCCAACAGUGAGGCUGAUGUCCAUUGCUGAAAUCCCGAAAAAAAUAAAUGACACAUUAAUUUUAUGCACGUUUAUCUUUUUCAAAGGGAAUCGAGCAAUCAAACUGAUGAUCAACUAUACACUAAGUUUCAUCACUCUCUAUCAGAUAGAAUCAAAGUCAAAGAAAUUGCUUAGCUUUAGCAGGAAAUGUUAAUCAUUGAACUCAGUAAAGACAUUCACAUCGAACAUAAACAUCAAGUUUAAACAUUCUCAAUUAAAAGCAGAGUUGUUCUGUUUCAAAGUCUUGACCAAUCAAAUUGCUUAUCGCUCCUUAACAUAAGCAGAAAAUUCUCAUCAAAUUAAUCAAGGUAAUGAUAUAAUGAAUCUAUAGUCAAGUUUCAUAGUUCUCACUUAAACAUGCAUUAUGCAAGAGCAAAAUCUGUUUAUUACAAGUCUUUCUUUAGGCCUGAAAUGUUAUCUAAAUUAUCAAUUAGACAUUAAUUAACUUAUCCAGACCAUAAUAAACUCUCGAUGUCAAGGUUAAAGAUUUCUUAGAAAUCUGUUUUUAGAACUGACAUUGAACUUGGCCCGCCUCAUUACCAUAUAACGUCCUUGGCCUUAGCCUCGAUGUGAAUGUCCUCGCCUGACUAGUCGACGCUUGCCUUUUUGCCUAAUUCUUAACGCAGUUGUUAUUUUCAUUUUUUUUUUCGCUGAGAUGUCGACAAAAGGAAGACAACGUCAGGUGAAUGCAGGUAGGAAUAUGACGGACAUUAUCAAGUCAUUGGAGGAUCAUCAGUCAGACAGCGAAGGGGAACUAAGCUUAAUAGACAAACACGCGGACGAACAGUCGAGAAAGUCUGGGGUCAUGGCGAACAGUAGUAGUGACACAGCGGUGCGGGACCCACCGACAUCUGUAGUAUCUCAGAUAGAAACUAGUGAUAGUGUUUCGUUACCAGGUGAGGAACACAUCAAUUCAGUGAGACGAGUGGAUACUCGCGAAACUCUAGAGGCAGAACUGAAUGCAUUGUAUCAACAGAGCCACAUACUAAUUCUAAAACGAAAGAUUGAAGCAGAGAAAAAGAAAA
Messenger RNA from Patella vulgata (common limpet), 3926 nucleotides. Its product is annotated as transmembrane protein 260. The transcript is spliced from 19 exons. The record is from RefSeq and is a predicted model, not a curated record. NCBI's taxonomy places the organism in Eukaryota, Metazoa, Mollusca, Gastropoda, Patellidae. The coding region runs from base 273 to 2390 and encodes 705 amino acids.